Magnolia sinica is the source of this 2246-nucleotide messenger RNA. RefSeq lists its product as uncharacterized. Gene Ontology annotation, molecular function: catalytic activity. The coding region runs from base 121 to 1287 and encodes 388 amino acids. NCBI's taxonomy places the organism in Eukaryota, Viridiplantae, Streptophyta, Magnoliopsida, Magnoliales, Magnoliaceae. Gene Ontology annotation, cellular component: chloroplast. The record is from RefSeq and is a predicted model, not a curated record. The transcript has 12 exons.
CCCCGCCGCUCACCCAUUACAUAUUCAUACCAUUUGAAUCCACCAAACAUCCAAAUUCCCACUCAAAUUCCAGAAGAAAAGAAGAAAAAAAAAAAACCAGAAUAAAAGAAAGAAAGGAAAAUGAGUUGGGCGCUCUUCUCAUCUCCUUUUCCUCCCAACCUCCUUCGUCCACCGCUCACCUAUUCUAAAAACAACGAUGUUCUGAUGAUGGCAUUGACACCCAAAAGAAAAAUUCCGAGAAGACAACUCCUAAUAGUCUCUGCUACUUCUUCCUCUUCCGACGAGAAGAAAGGCAGUCAAGGAGAUGACGACAACCCUUCUUUCAAUCCCUUUGGUUUUGUCACUGAUAACCCUUCCAGCCGUAGUGCAAUUCAGCUCCCUGAAUCCCCUGCUGAGGAUGGAAACGUCGGCCAAAUGCUCUACAGAAUAGAAGACAAAGGGAAGGAGAAUGGUUCUUAUGUCAAAUCUGGGAAAUUUAGAUGGUUUGUUAGAGAAACAGGAUCCUCGGAGAGCCGACGUGGCACCAUUGUUUUUAUUCACGGGGCUCCAACACAAUCUUUUAGUUAUCGAGUGGUUAUGGCUCAGAUGGCAGAUGCUGGCUUCCACUGCUUUGCACCUGAUUGGAUAGGAUUUGGUUUCAGUGAUAAACCCCAGCCAGGAUAUGGAUUUAACUACACGGAAAAGGAGUUCCACGAGGAAUUUGACAAGCUUCUUGAAGUGUUGAGUAUCAAAUCUCCAUUCUUUCUGGUUGCUCAGGGAUACCUUGUAGGUUCUUAUGGAUUGACUUGGGCUCUGAAAAAUCCAAAUAGGGUGUCAAAGCUCGUGAUUCUGAACAGUCCGUUGACUGCUGCAUCUCCCAUUCCUGGAUUGUUUCAAAAGCUAAGAAUUCCACUUUUUGGUGAAUUUACUUCCCAGAAUGCUGUUGUGCCCGAGCGCUUUAUUGAAGCAGGUAGCCCUUAUGUAUUGAAGAACGAAAAAGCAGAUGUAUAUCGCUUACCAUAUUUAGCAAGUAGUGGACCUGGAUUUGCUUUGCUUGAAGCUGCAAGAAAAGCUAAUUUCAAAGAUAUUUCAAGCCAAAUAGCAACUGGAUUUUCAUCCGGAAGGUGGGACAAACCAAUACUGCUUGCCUGGGGAGAAUCAGAUAAAUAUUUAGCUAAAUCAGAGGCAGAGGAGUUUCAGAAAGGAAAUCCUUCUGCUGUCAAGCUUAAGAUGAUAGAAGGAGCUGGUCAUAUGCCACAAGAGGAUUGGCCGGAGAAAGUUGUUGCUGCUCUGAGAGCAUUUCUAUAAAACAAAAAUGCAUGGACGAUGGCCUUGUAAUUUUUUUAUUUAUCUCCAGAUAUCAGCAUUGCAGGGUUGGGGAUUUAUCAUGAUUUUAAUCAGAGGUAGCAGGUAUGCAAGAAGAUACUUCAAUACAUGAAGUUAAAUGCAUCUGAAAUGGAAUUCAAGGAGAUCCUUUGUAAGUGAAAUUUAUGUCACUUUGUCAGGCUUGUGUCAUCAAAAUGACCGUCUCCUAUUUGACCUAACCUAGACAAACAUGUUCCUGAAUAAAAAUUCUUCAUUUAGAUUAGGGAUAAUUGUAAACAACUCCCGUUUGCUUUAUGGCAAUUGUAAAUACCUCCCCUCUGGUUUGGAUUAUUGCAAGCACCUUCCCUCUGUUAAAGUCAUUAGAGGAAUCUGUACCAAAUAACACAAAUACCCUCAUAUUAGAAGUUCUUUUUGCCUGUCUCUGGGCCCCACCGUUAUGUAUGGAUGGUAUCCAACCCAUCCAUCAGGGUCCCUCCACCAUCAAUACUGGAUGUCCAGAAAAUCAGGCUAGUCCAACAUCAGGUGGGCCACACCAAGAAAAUAAUGGAGAAUCACCCAGAAACCUCCAAAUUCACAUGGUGGGCCAUCUAAUGGAUGGAUCAGCCUGAUUUUUGGUGUGCCACAUGUUCAUGGACUGACCAUGCUGAAUGGGCUGGAUGACAUAUACGCACUACAGUAGGCCCAUGCAUCUACAGCUAGUUGUGCAUGAGAUAGGGGUACGACGGUCAACUGGUCAAAGAUAAUGGUGUUAACCAAUAGUUUGGAGGAAUCUGCAACGAAUCUGUAAAACAUAGGGGAGGUACUUGCAAUAAUCCAAACCAGUGGGGAGGUGUUUUCAAUUGUCAUAAAGCAGAUGGGAGGUUUUUACAAGUAUCCCUUUAGACUACAAGACUAGUGAAGCUGAAAAUAGAGAGCUCUUGAAUUCAAAGUACUUAUUUUCC